AUGGCCCAACCUUUUCCUACCCAUGCGGGUAUGGCUCCUGGCCAUCCAGGUAUGCCCCAUGGCCAUCCUAUGGCAGGAAUGCAGCACCCUGGCGCCGGUCAUAUGGGUGGUCAACCUCAGCACGGUAUGAUGCAAGGCAUGCAUCCUGGUGUCUCCGGGCCUCAGGUCACUCAAGGUCCUAUGGUGACGGGCAUGCCUCCAGGUGCCGGCACUCCUGCUCCAGGGCCAAUGCACUCUGGUGGCAUGGCUAUGGCACAUCUUGGUCCACAGCAGACCAUGUUUCAGCAACCCAAUCCACAAAUGAACUUCGCUCAGAUGCAGAUGACACCUCAACAACAGCAGAUGAUGGCUCGCCAGAGAAUGGUACAACAGAUGCAGCAACAACAGAAUCAACAGCAGGGAAUGCAUAUGAUGCCUAACGGACAGCCCGCCUUCAACCAAGCCCAGCUGAAUGCCCAGAUGAAGAUGGGUAUGAUACCACCGCAAAUGCAGAUGCAGAUGCAAGCUGGCAAUCCUUCGAUGCAAAAUUUCCAACACGCACAACAACAGCGCAUGAUGCAGGCCCAAGCACAACAGGCACAGGCCCACGCCGCUCAGCUGGCUGCUAAUAGAGCCGCGCAAGCACAGCAAAUGCAGAUGACUAGAUCACAAGAACAGACCUCUCAACCUCCUCAACAGGUCCCUACUACAGCUCCUCAGCCUCCACCUCAGCCUCAACAACAGCCACAACCAACUCCUCAACCACAACCUAAGGCAACACCGCAACAAGCACAGGCUCAACCUGUGAAUAACCAGCAGCAACAGGCCCAACAGCAGCAAGCCCAACAACACCAGGCUCAGCAGCAGCAGCAAGCCCAACAGCAGCAGGCCCAGCAGCAGCAGGCCCAACACCAGGCCCAGCAGCAGGCCCAGCAGCAGCAAAACCAAGCCGCCGCACAAGCGGCCAUCAAAGCCAGCGAAGCAGAAGAAGAAAGUUCAGUCAAGCAGCAACAAGACUUGACCAAUUCAAUGCUGAUCUCGGAUAUCUCAAAGUCAGAUAUUCUUGCUGGUCAAUGCAUCUUGCGAUUGAUUCAAUACCAGAACAAUUUAGCCAACCCCGAACGACCCAAUGAUCUUGAUUAUUGGGAAGAAACCAUGACCAAGUACUUUUCACCCGUUGGUUCAUUACGACAGCAGUUGUAUAGUAACAAAAAUGGAGGCGACAAAUCCUUCCAACUACAAUUUCCAUCUCUCGCCCGAUACUUCUAUUCGCACUUCGCUUGCGGGGUCAAACAAAUAUUCUUGCAAUCUUAUGAUCACAAUGAGAACAAGUUGCCAAAUGGUGGUGUCCUCAUCAUGAGCAGUACUGCCAGUCUGACGUAUGUCUUUCAAAACGACAUUCGAGUAACGACAACUGGACAGCUUCGAGUCACAUUUGAUGACAUGCAAAAGAUUGACCAUAUGAACAUCAGUACGACUGGAUGGCAAGAAUACAUUCCUAGAAGUGCGUUGUUACAACCUCAAUCUCCUGAAGUCAAGCAAAGCCCGAAGAUCACCAACAAGAAUAUUAAGCGCGCCCAAGGCAAACCUUCCGAAACCAAUUCUCGACCUGUUAUCCCUCAAUCAGGUGUUGGUGAGUUUGGUGUCCCGAAUCACAUCUUCCAAUUUCUUGAGGUUGCCGAGGUAAUGACUGCGAUGGGACCAAUUAUGGAAUACUUCCACACUCAUCCAGGUGUCAGUCCAAAGGAGUCUCUCUUCAGGGUUACUCAGGAUAACGCACAGAAUAUGGCCAAUGUCAAUAAUGCUCGAUUGCAAAAUCAAAUGGCAGCUCGCGCCAACGGUCAGGUGGCAUUUCCCAACCAAAUGAAUCCUGGCAUGAGUGGUCCGAAUCAAUUCAAUUCCCCAGCCAUGGGACAUUUGGGAAUUCCACAGGCACAAGGAUCUCCUCUUAUGGGUGGUCCCAACCAUACUCCCAGUCCUGCACAAAAUCCGACCGCAGGUGGAGUAGCAAUGAUUCACCAGAUGAGUGCUCAAGGCUCCAAUCUAAGUGGAAGUCAGGGUCCUAGCACAAACACUAGUCCCAAUGUCUCCAACAAGAGACGGAGAAUGAGUGUAAAGGUUGAAGAAGAAGGCGCUGCUGAGUCGAAUGGUGCCAACAAAGUCAAGCCUAGUCCCAAGAUUGGUGGCAAAAGGCAGAAAGGUGCAUAG
Messenger RNA from Exophiala aquamarina CBS 119918, 2187 nucleotides. RefSeq lists its product as uncharacterized. Gene Ontology annotation, cellular component: nucleus; transcription regulator complex. The record is from RefSeq and is a predicted model, not a curated record. The coding region runs from base 1 to 2187 and encodes 728 amino acids. NCBI's taxonomy places the organism in Eukaryota, Fungi, Ascomycota, Eurotiomycetes, Chaetothyriales, Herpotrichiellaceae. The transcript has 2 exons. Gene Ontology annotation, biological process: positive regulation of transcription by RNA polymerase II; negative regulation of transcription by RNA polymerase II.